Lactuca virosa is the source of this 792-nucleotide messenger RNA. The record is from the annotation of a GenBank genome assembly. Lineage: Eukaryota; Viridiplantae; Streptophyta; Magnoliopsida; Asterales; Asteraceae.
AUGAAAAAGUCAAAUCACCCUUCUUCCAAUCUUCCAUGCAUCUACCAGCAAGUGAACAAAAUCAGCCCAUCUCCCUAUGAUUCUUCUGUUGAUCAAACAAGGACAGCUUUACCACGCGCAAUCUUCUUCUUGCUCUUUCUCUCUGUUACAAACAACACACCCUGCAACGCACAGUUAUCUCCUACCUUCUACGACGCUACAUGUCCCACUGCACUCCGCACAAUUCGAACCACCAUCAGAACAGCCAUCUCUCGUGAACGUCGCAUGGCAGCUUCCCUCCUUCGCCUCCAUUUCCACGACUGCUUCGUUCAAGGUUGUGACGCAUCAAUCUUGUUGGAGGAUGGGCCUUCGAUAGUAGGAGAAAGGAAUGCGUUGCCUAAUAAGGGUUCUGUAAGAGGCUACGAAGUGAUAGACGCUGCAAAAUCUGAGGUGGAGAAACUAUGUCCCGGAGUUGUAUCUUGCGCAGACAUACUGACGGUGGCCGCCCGUGAUGCAUCAGAAAUGGUUGGUGGUCCGUCGUGGUCGGUGAAGCUCGGAAGAAGAGAUUAUUCCACCACCGCUAGCUUUGUUCUAGCGGAGACCAGUCUUCCUAGCUUUAAAGCUCCUCUUGAUUCACUUAUUUCCACCUUUAAAGAUAACGGACUUAGCGCCAGGGACAUGGUUGCUUUAUCAGGAGCUCAUACAAUUGGACAAGCUCAAUGCUUCUUGUUUCGUGACAGAAUAUACAGCAAUGGAUCAGAUAUUGAUGCCGGAUUUGCUAGCACACGUAGACGUGGUUGCCCUCACUGGUAG